CGCGCCGGAAGCGGAAGUGAUGCGUUGGGUAAUCAUGGUUCCGCUGAGAGGCUGCCGAUGCCGCCGUUGCCGGGCGCUUGAUGAGUUGUUACAUUUUAAUGUCAUGAUGCUGCACUGAAUUCCAUUAAACCAUGGGGGAAAAUAGUCCUGAUGGCAGCAUUCACUGCUAUGAAGUGGAGGAAGAUGAACUGACCCAAGAUGAUAAAGUGAUAUGGUUUGUGGACAAAAAUGGUCUGAUUCCUUCAUCAUCUGGGACAAUUUAUGACAGGACAACUGUUCUAAUUGAACAAGACCAUGGGACAUUAGAAGAUGAUGAGGAUGAAGGACAAUGUGGAGAUCACUUGCCUUUUUUACCAGAGGGUCAUGAAGAAGGAUUUCAUUUAAUAGCAGAUCAUGAAGGAAUGUCCCAGGGUUAUGUGCAACAUAUUAUUUCUCCAGAUCAGAUUCAUUUGACUAUAAAUCCUGGUUCAACUCCCAUGCCAAGAAAUAUCGAAGGAGCUACUCUCACUUUGCAAUCUGAAUGCCCAGAAACCAAGCGUAAAGAAGUUAAGAGAUACCAGUGCACCUUUGAGGGCUGUCCUCGCACCUACAGCACUGCUGGGAAUCUGCGCACUCAUCAGAAGACGCAUCGUGGGGAAUACACAUUUGUCUGCAAUCAACAAGGUUGUGGCAAGGCCUUCCUUACCUCCUAUAGUCUCAAAAUCCAUGUCCGAGUGCACACUAAGGAAAAGCCGUUUGAGUGUGAUGUGCAGGGCUGCGAAAAGGCAUUCAAUACACUGUACAGGUUGAAAGCACAUCAGAGGCUUCACACAGGAAAAACGUUCAACUGUGAAAGUGAAGGCUGCAGUAAAUACUUCACAACGCUCAGCGAUUUGAGGAAGCACAUUCGAACACACACAGGAGAAAAGCCAUUUAGGUGUGAUCACGACGGCUGUGGAAAGGCUUUUGCUGCAAGCCACCACCUUAAAACACAUGUUAGGACACAUACUGGAGAGAGACCCUUCUUCUGUCCCAGUAAUGGCUGCGAGAAGACUUUUAGUACUCAGUAUAGUCUCAAGAGUCACAUGAAAGGUCACGAGAAAGGACACUUGUAUAAUGCACUUCCCAAUAACAAUGUAUCUGAGGAUACAAACCACUCACUUUGUCUGAGCGACUUAAACCUCAUAUCCACAGAUUCAGAACUGCGGGAAAACUCUAAUACAACACAUGGACGAGAUCUUAGCACAAUCUCACCAGCAAGCAUUUUUGAAUCCAUGUUCCAGAGCCCAGAUCAUACAGCAAAUCAGGAAGAUUCUCAACAGACAGCUGCCUUGAUUGAAAGUUUUAACAGUGAUGCAGACUCAAUAACUACUGUUCAGCCUUCUGUAGGAGAUUCAGCAUCUUUAUCUCUCCCACUUGUACUGCAGCUUGGCAUCUCCGAGCCUUCUCACCCAGCACUACAAACCUGCACACCCCCUCCAGCUCCCACUUCCAUAGGAACCAGUUCACAGCAAGCUGCAUUUGGAAAUCCUGCGGCUAUUUUACAGACCCCAGAAGUGCCUGUUCCUCACAGCACACAGUUUGCAGCCAGUCACCAAGACUUUGUACCUCACACUCCGAUACCACCACAGCCCAUUGUACAAGGACUUUCAGUGGUUGCUGGAGCCUCUGCUCCAGCAACAUCGAGUGCCACUGAGCCUCUGCCGGGUGUGGUUCAGUCUGUGCCUGUGGGUGCGAACUCUGUUCUGACAAGUAAUCCUACUAUAACAAUUACUCCAUCUCAGAGCACUGCUAUUCUGCAGUCGAGCAUAGUCAUGGGAGAACAGAACUUACAAUGGAUUUUAAAUGGUGCCAAUGGAUCUCCCCAAAAUCAAGAACAAAUGCCACAAGUUCCAAAAGUGGAGAAAGUCUUUUUUACCACCGCAUUACCAGUGGCUGGCAACACAGGAAACUCUGUUCAGCAGAUUGGUCUCAGCGUUCCUGUUAUCAUUAUAAAGCAAGAGGAGGCCUGCCAGUGUCAGUGUGCCUGCAGAGACUCUGCCAAGGAGAAAGCAACUAGUAAGAAGGGAUGUUCCUCGCCUGACCCGAAAACUUUGGAGCAGCCAACUCUUCAGCUGCAGCCUCAGACUUUUCCUUCCUCCUCCUCCUCUUCUUCCUGUGAGCCCACCGGUCAGAUAGCUAACCCUUCAGACUCACAGACUGAAACAUUAAGUGCCAUAGAUGUAUCCGACUUCCUGUCCCUCCAAAGCCCUGAAACCCCAUCCAAUCUGAUUCCAAUUGAAGCACUACUACAGGGGGAGGAAGAAAUUGGUUUGAAUAGCAGUUUCUCCAAGUAAAGAUGCUCCAGAUUCUUCUCGCUUGCACCUGGAGGCUAAAAUCCUCCUCCUUAGAAGCAGACACUGAAGGCUCAAGAGUUUUUUCUUGUUUUGAAGUUUUAUGGCCUACUUCUGCUUCUCGAAUGUCAUUUUAGUCACGUCCCAGGAACAUCCAUCUUUGGGAGUUGAAUCUUUAAAGAAAAAAAAGGAUGGAAAAAAAAAAAAGCUAAGUUAUAUAUGAACUGUUUUGGCUGCACUGUCUGUCACUUUUGCUUGUUGUCAUAUGUGAACAUGGAAGUUAAGGUUACUCGUCUGCAUAAAGAUUAUAAAAAGAAAGGGGGUUUUAGUUUCAGUCAAUCUCCUGUUGCACAUCACUUUUAUGUUUGGGGUUUUUGGUACUGGCAGCGAGUGAGUCUUUUGUUACAACUUCUUGGGUCUAUAAUCUCCUCCUGUCUCCCUCUGUGUCUGAUACUGACCAUGCACUAUAGUAGAGGCCCAGAGAAUGACGUUUCUCUAGCAGAAGAUAGUAUUAUUGUAGUAGGAGUUGUCUGAUCUGGAGCUUUUCUGGAAUGAUACUUUUAAGAUGCUUUUGUUAUUCCUGGGGUACUCGUCCGAUCACCCCGUUAGUGGGAGGAGUUGGCUGUUUAUAUUAUGCUAACACUAAUAACAAACUGAAACCUUUGGGGAGUUCCUAAAGAAGAGCAUGAGGUACUUGUGCUCCUGCUGUGUUCAUUCAUUUGAUUUAUAUCAGGGCAGAGAGUACAUUUCAGGCCCAUUGCUUCCUAAUUUAGAAAUGUGGUCCGAGCCUCUGCCUGUGUAGAACCUGCUCUGUUUGCCUCUUCUUGCAGAAUGCAGUGGGUUUCACAUGUGGUGAUAUUGGAACCUGUUUGUUGUUUUGACCAAUCUGAUCAACAUCUGACUUUCUGUAGAAACAUGAGUCAGGCUUUAAAAACCCACAUCUAAUUCAUCAGGAGCGCAACAACUUUGCAGGUAAAUCUCUUCUUUUGUUGACCAUGAUUCCUUGUCAGCAUAUAGUAAACUAGAAUUCAGUGAGCAUGUUCUGUAACAGUCCAGAAAUACUUCCUCUUUUCUGUUAAACUCUAUAAUCCCUGCCUGAAUCGGCCUCCAACCUGCUGUAGUGUCAGCUCUCUGUGCAUGGGGCUAUUUCUUGACUAAAAUGCAUUACACAACUUAGUAGUUUUUCAUAUCAAGCUGAAACGCUAUAUUCUAACUGACUCAGGGUAAAAAAAAAAACCACAAACUCCCCUUCCACCAAAAAGCCUGUAAUGUUGCAAUAAAUGCAGUUUCAUUUUAAAUGGUUUAUUUAUGCUGCAUUAUUUUAAAAGAUGUAAUUUUAUAGUAUUUUAUCCAUCUGUCUGGCUUUGGCUGUGAGUCUUUUUGUGUUGGAGGAAAGAAUAUGAGAUAGUCUUUAUUCAGUUUACGAUGUUAGGUGUAGUGAUAUGACCAUAAGCCAAAUAAUGCUGAGUAACUGUGUUCAGUAGAUUUAAGGAUACAAACUCCUGGAAGGUGGAGGCCCUUCCCUUCUCUCCCUUCAGUUUUCUUCUUGUUUACUCACAUCUUAUCAAAGCUGUGCUCAGCAUCUGUUCUUGGGGGGGAUCCUGAUAGAGCAGCCAAACCUUCCUUCUUAAAGUACUACAUUGGGGUGUCGGCUUCUAAAACCCUCCGGAGAGCUGUGCAGCUUUACCAACAUCUGCCAUCUUCUUAGGCUAGGACAAUGACUUCAUCUCUCGUUCUGUCCAAUUGCAAACUCACUGCCUAGGUGCAGACAGAAUUGAUGUAAGGACGCAGGCUUCCAGGCAGUCUGGAGAUCUCCCCCAGUUAUACAAUGUGGGAAGAUGGAGGAUGGGGUGAGGAUGAAGGUGUAGGGGCAGUGAAAUGGGUGACUUGUGACUGUGAAGAGCAGUGACCAUACUAGCACAGUACACUCUGUCCUGGCUAGCCUAAUGACAAGGGCUUGUGGGACGGCAAUAGGACUGGAAAUUCCCUGGCUGCUUUUCCUUUCCAGCAAGUGCUGGCUUCUAGUGCAGUUGUGUGGGAUGUACCGCGGGACCGGGGUGCGUAUGGGUUCCUCCUACUGUUGCUGUAGCACUCAGAUUUGCAUCUGUAAAAUAUGAACUGGCAAAGCAUUGCAGUAUUUUCUUCUCUCUGUGACACCACCCCACCCUGCUGAGCAGUACUGCAAAGGGAUUGACCUGGGCUGGCAUCUCACAACCUUCGCUCGGGACACAGGCCGGCCGGCAGCAGUUAGGGGGGCUGUUGAACACACAUGAAAUAGGCUUGAAUCUGUUUAGCUGAGAAUCUUUGCAAGAACUCUUGACAACUGUCCAGUUUCAAAUUCUGCUUUGAAGUUGCAUGGAAGUGGGAGGUGUGGGGUCAGGGCAGCAAUCUGGCAGCAGUGGGGCACUUGCACCUUUGUCUCUGGCUCUGCUUAGGUAUUUGGCAUUUUAAAAAGCAUUUGAGAGAGAGUGAGUGUGUCAGUGAGAGAGAGAGAGAAAGUAAAAGUGUAAAAUCCCAGGUCCUGCUCUGGGCAUGGGAGUUUUGCCAUUGAGUGCAGAAGGACCAGGAUUUGGCCCUAAAUCUGAAACCUUGGGCACCUGACGGACCUGGUAGCCCUUCCUUCAGGGACACUGGGUGUGCAGUAACUCGCUUGUGUGAAUAUGUGCAUCCGACCUGGUGUGGUUCGGGAACGGUCUAUAAUAUUCUCAGUUUAGGUGAGGCUAAGAGAGGCUCCUAAGGACAGCAGAAUAGUUGGGUUUCAUCAGCAUCUUGCCUGUCCCAGCACAAAGACAUGUGUCCCUUAGGCAGUUGCUUUGUUAAUGUUUGCUUUUUUUACUUGUGCUCUAUUUGUCUGAAUGUUAAAUAAUGCUGCAUGUGUCUAAGCACUCCCAGCGCCCUGCCGUGCCCCGCCAGUUCCUGUACUGCCUGAGACGCUACACAGUCAAAAGCCCAACUGAGGGGAUCACCUGCAGACUGGUGGAGGAGCCUGCGAGGGCCUGGCAGGGAAGUGCAGUCUUUGCAGUUACAGCUGACCCAUCAGAGCCCCUGACCCCAGCUGGAGGCUUUUUCCUGGCUCAAUAAAUUCACAGCAGUAUGACAAAAGGAAGGGAAAGUUUCUACCUUUUGAGACCUGCAAAUGCCAGGUGUGACAUCAGACUCCCAGAGUAUGCGCUGUCAGGCCUCUGAGAUUGGUGUGAAUGCCCUGUACAAUGUAUACAAUUGGUGGAUUAUUUUCCGUAUCAGUCUUCACAGCAGAACUGCACUGCUCCAUAUAGCUCUGUGUUUAAGCAUUUGCUGUUUGAUGGCUAAUGGAGGUUUACUUGCUUCCUAUGGCUUCUAGAUGGACACAAAACUUAAGUACAGAACUGAUCUAAAUACCAACAUUGGUAGUUCUGGAAGGCAAGUAAGUAACCCCAGUGAUCUGACGGAACAUGCAGCAGGUAGGAGAACUCACUCUUCAUGCUUGUAGAUGGUAGAGGCUCCUAGGGACAGAAAGUCGGCAUUUGUUCAGGGCUGGUACUGAAUUACAUAGAACAGUGUACAAAUUGGGGACUUCUGUAAUGCUGACUGUGUCCAGAAAGACUAGUUUGCAGAACCUCGUACCAGUAUCUAAAAUGCACUUUAGGUUAUUUUAUCUGUAACCCAAUUGCUGCAAUUUCUUUUGUAUAUACUUUCAGAAAGUUUAUUUUUGCUCUGAUUAAAAGUUAACAGGGGUGUGCGAAGAUGAGCACUUAUCCUGGUGCAAUACGUGUCGCUAAAGAUCAUUGUCCCAUGUGUUUGGUCUAUGUCUGUCUAACUGAAAUUGUGUAGUAACUAGCUCUGUGACCAUUCACCCUACCCUGUCUAUACACACACACAAUUAUGCAUCCUUAGCAAAUGUCCAAUCUAUGCAAAACUUCCACCGAGAGCACAGUGCUUUAGCAGGCCUGUCCUCUCAAGCUUUCUGAUCAGCUGCUGGUCACUUCUGUUAGAAGUAAUAGGUUGUUUUUAUUUGUUGUGUUCAUCUGUAUGUCCCCCCUCAAUCUUAUUUCAGAACGAACAUGAACAGAUGUGACAAACUGUUCCAAGACAGGCAUGUUGCACCUUUUAGAGUUUGUCUUCAUAAUCACUUUCGAUGUCACGUUAUCUGCCUUACUUUGCUGAGGAGAACUCUCCAGCAGAAUCAUCAAAUAUUGGUUUUGCAACUGCAGCAACAUUGUUAACCUGUUUACAGUACUCUGCCAGUUAGAAGUAAGCAUUGGCAAGUGAACUCAUGGCUGGCCUGAGGGUCUGGAACUGCUUGUGGGCGGGGGCCACUGUUAGUUCAUUAAGGUGUAAUUGGCCUCGGAGCUCAUAGGAGAUGGAAAAACUAGUGUCUUAUGGACAAUAUUAUGCAGGUGGCAACUGAAAUGAGAGGCAGCACAGUCCAUUGUAUAGGGCAGUGGACUGGGAGCCAGGUAAUCUAGUCCUGACUCUGCCACCGACUGACUGUGUGACCAUGGGCAAGCCACUUAACCUCUCUGUGCCUCAGUUCCCUCAUCCAUAAAAUGAGGAGAGUGAUGCUCGUUCACCUUUGUAAAUGCUCUGAGGUGUAUGAAUGAAAAGAGCGAAGUGCGGAGUAUUUACCAAUAUGAGCUAGCUGGGCAGAGCAGUUAAUAGUCAAUUGGACUUUGAGGCAAAAAUAACCAUCCCUUGAACACAACACAUUUCUGAUUGCAUUGUUUUUAAUUGUCUUUUUCCUCAAUAUAUUUUGGAAACAAUGUCGAGUUUUUAUAAAUGUUACUGUAGUCAAUACUCAUGGACAGGGCUGAACUUUUAACUUUUUUGCAUCUUGUCUUGAUAUAAAUCAUAUGUCCUAGAAGUUGGAUUCUGUGUCUGCACUGAGAAAUGCAAACUAAACUGGAUAUUUAUGUAGUAGCAUACAUAGUCUAAAUGUGUGUGUUCUUGGAACUAGUUUAAAAAUCCCACACCAUGCUUUUGAUGGUGUGCAAGCUGGCCAAAAUUUGGUUUAUUAUGCAGUGUACACUUUCUCAACUAAAUGCAGUUUCUACUUUUUCUUACAAUACAUUUUUUUCAUAUGAUCUUUUUCAGCAAAAUCAAGGGUGUGUUUGCAGUAUCGUAGCUACAGUAGCUGGCAUUCAGAGGUUUCCUUGCUCUGUAGCUUUGUGUCCUUCCACCUGCUUAUAAAGUGAAGCUAUUCACUUGACCCUUAUUUUGAAGAGAAAAUAAUAGCUGACAUUUUGCUUUAUUUACACAGACUAGCAUCAGUUAGGAGGGCAGGUAGCUGCUGGUUAGUUGGUGAGCAUUUGCUUCAGCUUUGAUUGCUGCAUAAUCUUCAGAUCAGCAAAUCUAGGAAGAGUUUAGGAUGUUUAUUUACUGCUUGUGUUUUACACGUACUGGGAGCCGGGCAAUGGUCUUGGAGAUGAUUUUAAAAAACAAACACAUCAAUUUCUCAAGUGUGUGUGUAUGGUAUUAAAGGAAUUUAUUUAACUAUGAAACAUGGGAACAAAUGUACUUGCAUUGAGCAACAUGAAGAUGUUAGUUACAGGUACAGUACUUCCAAAGGAAGAGCAUCUCCAAAACCCAAAAAAGAGUAAAUAUGAAUUUGUAUUUUUGAAGAAUGUAAAAUGUGAAAUAAUGGUGUUUGCUUAAUUGCUCAUUUUGUAUAAAGUUAAUAUUGUACUUUGAAAUAUCUGCUGAGAAGUGGGAAAUUAACAUUUUUUGGAAUUGAAAGCAAUAUUAAUACUAAUGGAAUCCUAAUUAAAUGCUUAUUUAAA
This is a messenger RNA of Gopherus evgoodei (Goodes thornscrub tortoise), 8068 nucleotides long. RefSeq names its product metal regulatory transcription factor 1 (gene MTF1). Gene Ontology annotation, cellular component: nucleus. Lineage: Eukaryota; Metazoa; Chordata; Testudines; Testudinidae. Gene Ontology annotation, molecular function: RNA polymerase II cis-regulatory region sequence-specific DNA binding; DNA-binding transcription activator activity, RNA polymerase II-specific. The record is from RefSeq and is a predicted model, not a curated record. The transcript is spliced from 11 exons. Gene Ontology annotation, biological process: central nervous system development; positive regulation of transcription by RNA polymerase II. The coding region runs from base 132 to 2315 and encodes 727 amino acids.